UUAUCCUGAUCAUAGAUAUAAUUAUCUAAAUCCGGAAAAAAUGGGACGCUUUUUUAUUUUCAGUUUAGCAUUUGUUAUAGUAGUCGAGUGCAAUGUAUCCGUGAAUAUCGGCUCGGAUCACUUUCGCCGAGGAGCACAGACUCCAUCGGAAAAAUUUCGCCGAGGAACCCGUUCUCCAUCGGAAACGCUUUCCCGAGGAGAAAGGUCUUCAUCGGAAAAAUUUCGUCGCGGAUCUCCGUUAUCAUUGGGAAAUCUACAGGGAACAUGGUCUCCAUCGGACACGCUUUCCCGAGGAGCAAAAUCUUCAUUGGAUGAACUUCGCCAAAGAGCUCGACGGUCUUCACCGGACACGAUAGAAGACG
Molecule: messenger RNA, 362 nt
Organism: Pecten maximus
Lineage: Eukaryota; Metazoa; Mollusca; Bivalvia; Pectinida; Pectinidae
Source: RefSeq, a predicted model, not a curated record